Effrenium voratum is the source of this 681-nucleotide messenger RNA. Lineage: Eukaryota; Dinophyceae; Suessiales; Symbiodiniaceae. The record is from the annotation of a GenBank genome assembly.
AGCUUUAGCUUCGCCCGUCCCGACGGCGUUUAAAGACCCAUGGCGCGCCUGGUGGCUCUCCUCCUCGCCGCUGCGGCGGGCACGGCCUUUGUUGCGCCUUUGGCGCGGCCUGCGGCGGUAGCACCAAAGGCAGCGGCGCGGGCGCGGGCGCCGGCGGGCUCCGCGGGCGCGUGGGGCGUGGGCACUCUGGGCUCGCUGGCGGUGUGCGCGGCAGUGGCGCGCAGGGCCGCCAUCACCGACAAGGUCUCGUUCGACAACAUCGCGCGGGAAUGGCGGUGCAAGUGGUCCGCGGACAAUGACAAGGCCUCCCUGGACGCGGCGCAGGAGGCGCUGGACUCAGUGCUGGCGGAGGUGAAGAAGGUGGACGGGGUUCAGAGCGUGCAGCGGGUGGUUUGCGGCGGCUGCCUUGACUUCAAGGUGGUGGUGAAGCUUCCCGCGGACAAGUUCGGCUCUUGGGAGGAAGCCAAGUUCGAGCCCGAGGAGUCCUUCUUGAAGCAGCUCAAGGGCAUCGAUGGCAUCUCCACCGUGGAGACUCAGACCUACACCCUGGAGGAGGUAUAGAGAGGAGACGUCGAGUGCUCUGGCCUUGCGAUGAGUUGUUGCACAAAGACAGAGCAAUUGUCUACAGGCUUCAGUUUCGACAGACCCUGUGUCAUUUUAGGGCACCGGCGACGGAUGGAG